Racocetra persica is the source of this 745-nucleotide messenger RNA. The record is from the annotation of a GenBank genome assembly. NCBI's taxonomy places the organism in Eukaryota, Fungi, Glomeromycota, Glomeromycetes, Diversisporales, Gigasporaceae.
AUGCCAAAGUACAAAAGAAUAGACCAAUUUAAAGGAAUUCAAAUUCAUUUACAUGUUUAUCAAGAACCUACAAAUUAUAAGAAUAAGCAUAUUGUUGUUGUUAGAUAUGAAAACAGAUCUAUUGAAUUUGUAGAUAAAACUAAAAUUGAAGAUAUUGAUGCUGUGAUUUAUGCUACUGGAUAUCAAAUUGAAUUCCUAUUUUUAGAUAGACAUAGAACUAAAAUUAAAGAUAUUGAUACUGUGAUUUAUGCUACUGGAUAUCAAAUUGAAUUUCCAUUUUUAGAUAGGGCAUUUUACUCUAAUUCAGAAUUGUGUCCCACUUGUCCAAUUUGUCAUGCACAAAGUUCAAUACCAGAUAAUCGUAUUAAAACACCAAUCGAAAGUACAAGUAAUAAUAACCAAGAAUCAAAUAAAAUAAAUGAAGAUGAAAAUGAUCAUAUUAAGAGUGAAGAUGAGUCUAAAGAGGAUGAAGAUAGAAAUAAUUACAAUAAAGAUGAUAAUAAAAGUAGAGAUGAGUCUGAAGAUAAUGAAAAAGGUGAUGAGGACUAUAAUAAUGAAAAUGAUGAGGAUUAUAAUAAUAAAAAUGAUGAGAACUAUAAUGAGUAUAAUGAUAAUAUUAUUGAUGAUAACAACAGACUGAUUAAUAUAAAAAAACUAAUUGAAGAAAUAGGUGGUGAGAUCAAUGAUGAAAGUGAAAUGAAUAUAGAAGAAGGAUCUAGUCAAAUAUCAGCAAAGACUUUGGCAG